Messenger RNA from Cinara cedri, 750 nucleotides. NCBI's taxonomy places the organism in Eukaryota, Metazoa, Arthropoda, Insecta, Hemiptera, Aphididae. The record is from the annotation of a GenBank genome assembly.
AUGAAAUAUUACAUACAAGAAACAAAAUGGAAACAAAUUUUUGCAAAUUUGAAAAGCGUAAAAGGAAUACACAGUAAAAACGAAGAUCGGAUAAGAAGGUUCAUGGAAUCAGUGUGGUACAUGGCUCGAAGUGGUUGCCAAUGGCGACUUUUACCAGAAAUAUAUGGCAAUUACAGAAGCGUACAUAAGAGAUUCAAAAAGUGGUGUGAAAAGGGAAUUUGGGAAAAGCUGCUCAAAUAUACACAAGAUCCAGAUUUGGAAGUGCAAAUGAUAGAUGGAACAAUCGUUAGAGCACAUGCUUGUGCGGCUGGAUACAAGAAGGAUACCGGAACUCAAGAAGCACUGGGACGCAGCAAAGGUGGCUUUACAACAAAGAUACAUGCUCUUGUUGAUGCUCUGGGAAAUCCGCUUAAAUUUACUUUAACUGCUGGUCAAAGGAACGAUAUUACACAGGCUGAAGCAUUAACUGAGAAUGUCUCAAAUUCAGUUGUGGUGGCCGAUAAAGGCUAUGAUAGUAAUGCUUUUAUUGUGGGUCUUGAGAAUAAAGGAUGUGAGGUUGUUAUUCCUCCGAAGCGUAACCGAAAAGUGCAGAGGUAUUAUGAUGAGCAUAUUUAUAAAGAACGUCAUUUGAUUGAAUGCUUUUUCGGCAAAAUAAAACAUUUUAGGCGGAUUUUUUCAAGAUUUGAUAAGACUGCCACGGUUUAUUUAGGCUUUUUAAACUUCGUUGGGGCCCUCAUAUGGCUUGCUUAA